GUAGUUUUCUUAGAUGAGCCAUCCUCAGGUAUGGAUCCAUCGACAAGACGACUUGCUUGGGAUGUUUUACAGAAACAUCGUAAAAGCCGUACUAUUCUUCUUAGUACUCAUUACAUGGAUGAAGCCGAUGCACUCGGAGAUCGUAUUGCUAUCUUAACUGAGGGAGUUGCAAAGUGUUGCGGGACUUCUUUAUUUUUGAAAAAACUUUUUG
This is a messenger RNA of Candidula unifasciata, 211 nucleotides long. The record is from the annotation of a GenBank genome assembly. Lineage: Eukaryota; Metazoa; Mollusca; Gastropoda; Stylommatophora; Geomitridae.